UUGAUUCUUAACUCGAAAACAAUUCGUCUGCAUAAAGCACUGACACUUCACUAAGUUUAAAGUCUGCUAAUUUGCGAUCAUAAUUUUUCUUUGUUUUCCAAGAUUUUCACCUGCAUGGUUCCAACACUAUCAGUGAUCAGAUCAAUAUGCUUUCAAAAAGAACUUUGAAAAUAAAUUGUCCAUCAUAAGUAUUCCAAAAUUAUUUAUUUAGAACAAAAUAAGAAUGUUGAAAAAUAGAUCUUCUAGUUAUCCUCAGCUUCCAACAGACAGUUUGAGCCCUCCAGUAAUCUCAACCUCAUUCAAUGAAACAGUGCUUAAUUCGUUGUCAGAAGAAGAGAUCUGUAGACGUUCUACUUACGGUAGUAUUCAGAGCCGAGGAUCAUGUUGUGUAGCAGGAGAACAUUUUAUGACUUCUCAAAAUCAGGAUUUCGUUUGCCGGAGUCUCAGCAUGGACAGUGCUGUCCAUGUCGACAUAUCCGAUCUUACUGGUGACGUGAAUGCUCAAUAUGUUCCACUUUCUCUUAGGAGGUGCCAAAGAGUUAUAAUUGCUCCAUACUCGUUUCUUCUGUCUUUCAUUGGCUGGCGGCCGUGGUUUUAUGAAUCUUUAAGUGUGCGAUCUGGGUUCUGGAGAUUUUUUAACUACUUCUAUCCUGCAGUAGUUUUGACACUCAUAGUUUGCCAUUACAUUUCUCAAGUAUUGAACUGUCAAGGAAAAUACAAUAUACAUAUAGAUAUUCAGCCAUUACCAGAGCCUCCCCCUCCACCACAAGCUGUGGAUAUGAAUGGAAAUUGUACUUGGGGAUUAAUAACUUUCUCCUGUCGUGCUAGAUAUGUCGUCGCAUCGAAGGAAGUUCCAUCUAAACUUAUACAGCAGUCUUAUUGUCAGCAUAUCAUCCCGACAUAUGUGGUGCCCAGUUUUGUUCAUUUCUUGGCUUAUUCUUACGGAUUCUAUCAUUUUAGAGUGGUCUCCUGUGAACAACUGUUCUCACUAAUGGAACGUGUAUUUUUACAAUCACACUCAACACGUGGACUCCAAAACUCUUUGAUUCGUAAUACAAGGUUAUUUUUCUAUGCUGCUAUUUUGUGGCUUCUUUGUCAAGUUGGUGUAGAAGUGCUGUACAAUGUUACUUUCCCGCAGACGAAACUAGAAUUUUGUGGAGUGUAUUGUAAAUAUGUUUUCAUCGGAAUCAAAUUCGCUGGUAUGAUCUUAGUUCAAGGGGUGAACGUAGCUGUGGCCAUUAAUUACUGCGUACAGUGCGAGACUCUCAUACUCUAUAUAAAAUUUGUUUGCUUAAGACUUCAUGAAAAAUCAAUGGAGUUGAAAGAAGCAAUGCAUGAAAUUUUAGGAGUUCGAGAAUACGUCAGCAUUCUGAAUGGAAAUGUAGCAAAAAUGAUGGGACUGUGUAUUGUCAAUUUCACAGAGCUAACUAUAUUAGGUACUGCCUUAUUGAUUUUAAAUAGAGUAGAAAAACCUGAUGUCAUUAGUUACCGUGUGCUAUUUCCAACUUUUUGGUUCAUCGCCCUCGUUGCUCCCCUUAUACAAGUAUGUUAA
Messenger RNA from Parasteatoda tepidariorum (common house spider), 1552 nucleotides. The record is from RefSeq and is a predicted model, not a curated record. Lineage: Eukaryota; Metazoa; Arthropoda; Arachnida; Araneae; Theridiidae.